Aureobasidium melanogenum CBS 110374 is the source of this 1491-nucleotide messenger RNA. RefSeq lists its product as uncharacterized. The record is from RefSeq and is a predicted model, not a curated record. The transcript has 3 exons. Gene Ontology annotation, molecular function: amino acid transmembrane transporter activity. NCBI's taxonomy places the organism in Eukaryota, Fungi, Ascomycota, Dothideomycetes, Dothideales, Saccotheciaceae. The coding region runs from base 1 to 1491 and encodes 496 amino acids. Gene Ontology annotation, cellular component: vacuolar membrane. Gene Ontology annotation, biological process: amino acid transmembrane transport.
AUGUUCGGCGAUGAGGGAUACGGCGACCAGCCUGCUGCAUACGAUCCCGAGCAGAAUGGACCCAAGGGCAUGAAAAUGAAUAGAAUCGACGGACCCAUGACCAAAUCCAUCAGCCAACAAGGCGAUCUCAGCGAUGACAGCUCCGGCUUGACCGUCGGAAAGCAGAUGGAGAUGGAGGCCGGAAAUGCCAUCAAGUACAGAACUUGCAGUUGGCCAAAGACUGCAGCAUUGUUGUUCUCUGAGUACAUCUGCCUGGCUAUCAUGUCAUUCCCGUACUCGUAUGCUACUCUCGGCCUGGUACCCGGUCUGAUCUUGACCGUCGUCAUUGCCGGACUGGUCCUGUACACCUCUCUCGUUCUCUGGGAGUUCUGCUUGCGUCACCCUGAAGUAAAGGAUGUCUGCGACAUUGGACAGAUGCUGUUCUGGGGUCAAAGAUGGGCAUGGUGGGCCACUGCCUUCAUGUUCAUCCUGAACAACACUUUCAUCCAGGGCCUGCAUUGCUUGACCGGUGCCAAAUAUCUCAACACCAUGACCGGUCACGGUCUCUGCACAAUCGCUUUCAGUGCCAUUGUUGCUUCCGUUUCCUUCGUCGCGUCGCUUCCCCGUACUUUCAGCACUCUUGCUCUAUUGGGUACCGGAUCUGCAUUCUUCACCUUCAUCUCGGUCCUCCUGGCCACCAUCUUCUCUGGUAUCGAGCCCCAUCCUGCUGGAUAUCCCAAGUAUGGAGAGCCUCUCGUGCUUGCAAUUCCAGAGAAAGGUACCACUUUCGUUGCCGGAAUGUCCGCAUUCAUGAACAUCAGCUACACAUUUAUUGGACAGAUCACUCUGCCCUCUUUCAUUGCUGAAAUGAAGAACCCUCGAGAUUUCCCCAAAGCUCUCUGGGCUGUUACCAUCGCCGAAGUCAUUCUUUUCUCGCUCGUCGGUGCUAUCAUCUACGCCUACACAGGUACUCAAUACUACACCGCACCCGCCUUCGGAUCUCUGAGCAAUGAAGUAUACAAGAAAGUUAGUUUCUCGUUCAUGAUUCCAACCAUCAUUUUCUUGGGCGUGCUCUACGCCUCGGUAUCUGCUCGCUUUGUCUUCUUCAGAAUCUUUGCUGGAACCAGACACAUGGGCGAGCAUACUGUGGUUGGUUGGGUGAGUUGGGCUGCUAUUUUGCUCUGCACCUGGAUCUUGGCAUUUAUCAUUGCUGAAGUCAUUCCCUUCUUCAGUGAUCUGCUGUCACUCAUGAGUUCGCUCUUUGACAGCUUCUUCGGAUUCAUCUUCUGGGGUGUCGCAUACCUUCGUAUGCGCAGAGUAGAUUACGGACCGGACUUCUGGAAGAACAGAGGCUUCAGAGGAACUUUCGGGUUUAUUUUCAACCUGAUUCUCAUUUGCAUUGGCUUGUUGUUCCUCAGUGGAGGCACAUAUGCCUCUGUACAGAGCAUCAUUGACGGAUACAACUCAUCGGAGUAUGGCACAGCCUUCUCCUGCGCCAACAACGGUCUCUAG